Molecule: messenger RNA, 5623 nt
Organism: Pelmatolapia mariae (spotted tilapia)
Lineage: Eukaryota; Metazoa; Chordata; Actinopteri; Cichliformes; Cichlidae
Gene: stag1a
Product: STAG1 cohesin complex component a
Biological process (GO): sister chromatid cohesion
Cellular component (GO): cohesin complex; chromatin; nucleus
Molecular function (GO): chromatin binding
Source: RefSeq, a predicted model, not a curated record
ACCAGAUGGCGGUUUAGGAUUGCUGCUCUUCUCUCAAGGCGCGGUUCCGCUCGCACGGCCAACUUUCAAUAUUAAAAUACGCACAAUAUUAAAACGAAAAUCGAUUUUUUAGUUCGGAAGGUGAUAAUCGAUUUGGCGAUGGUCGUUAAAGGAGCUGAAGAAAGUUAACUUCAGUCCGUCCUGGAGCCGCUCCUCUCUGACCUUCCAGAUCACCCCCCCUUCCCUCCACCCAGUUUUGUCAUAUUGUACCACCUCCUUCACACCUGAAGAGACCCAUAAGAAGAAUUGCACGGGUCAUCAGUCCCCCUACUGACCAGGAUGAUCACCUCAGAGCUCCCUGUCCUACAGGACUCAUCCAAUGAGUCUGGGGCAACAGACACUGUGGGAAUAAGUAUGAGCAUAAGUGAGAUGGAAGAUCCAGAGAUGAAAGGAAAAAAGAAGAGAGGGAGACCUGGCAAACAAGCACCGACAUCCAAUAAGAAGCCACGGAAGUCGCCGACAGACAAGACUAUGAGUGUGGCCAGAGGGCGAGGGAAAGCCAACGGUGUGGCUCAACAUAACGGAGAUGGGGGAGACCCAGUCACUCUAUUUGAAGUGGUCAAAUUGGGAAAGAGUGCCAUGCAGUCAGUAGUGGAUGAGUGGAUUGAGUCAUAUAAACAGGACAGAGACUUGGCGCUGCUAGACCUGAUCAAUUUUUUCAUCCAGUGCUCAGGUUGCAAAGGCACCGUGAGGAUUGAGAUGUUCAGGAACAUGCAGAAUGCAGAGAUCAUCCGUAAGAUGACCGAGGAGUUUGAUGAGGAUAGUGGGGAUUAUCCUCUUACCAUGCCAGGACCUAUGUGGAAAAAGUUCCGUUACAACUUCUGCGAAUUUAUCAGCGUUUUGAUCCGUCAGUGUCAGUACAGCAUCAUCUAUGACGAGUACAUGAUGGACACUGUGAUCUCCCUCCUCACUGGACUGUCUGACUCUCAAGUGCGAGCCUUCAGGCACACGUCCACGUUAGCGGCAAUGAAGCUGAUGACAGCACUGGUAAAUGUAGCGCUGAACCUGAGCAUUCACCAGGACAACACCCAGAGACAGUACGAGGCUGAGAGGAACAAGAUAGCUGGCAAACGUGCCAACGAGAAGCUGGAACUGCUGCUACAGAAGAGGAAGGAGCUUCAGGAAAACCAAGAUGAAAUAGAGAACAUGAUGAACUCCAUCUUCAAGGGCAUCUUUGUGCAUCGUUACAGGGAUGCGAUUGCUGAAAUUCGGGCCAUCUGUAUUGAGGAAAUCGGAGUGUGGAUGAAGAUGUACAGCGACGCAUUUCUUAAUGAUAGUUACCUAAAAUAUGUUGGUUGGACUCUACAUGAUAGACAAGGAGAAGUGCGUCUGAAGUGCCUGAAGGCUCUGCAGAACCUGUACACAAACCGAGAACUGUUCCCCAAACUAGAGCUUUUCACUAACCGCUUCAAGGACCGAAUAGUAUCAAUGACACUGGAUAAGGAGUAUGACGUGGCUGUAGAGGCCAUUAGAUUGGUCACACUCAUUCUGCAGGGCAGUGAAGAUGCUUUGUCCAACGAGGACUGUGAGAAUGUGUACCACCUGGUGUACUCUGCUCACCGGCCGGUCGCUGUUGCUGCUGGAGAGUUUCUUCACAGAAAAUUAUUCAGUCGCCAUGACCCGCAAGCAGAAGAAGCGCUGGCUAAACGCAGAGGGAGGAGCAGUCCCAACGGGAAUCUCAUCCGUAUGCUAGUGCUGUUCUUUUUGGAGAGUGAGCUCCACGAGCAUGCAGCUUACCUUGUCGACUCUCUGUGGGAAAGCUCUCAAGAGUUGCUGAAAGACUGGGAGUGUAUGACUGAACUGCUGCUGGAGGAGCCCGUACAGGGAGAAGAGAUGUUGUCUGACAGGCAGGAGAGUGCGCUGAUCGAGCUGAUGGUUUGCACCAUCCGACAGGCAGCAGAGGCACACCCACCUGUUGGCAGAGGCACUGGCAAACGGGUGCUGACAGCAAAGGAGAGGAAGACCCAGAUAGAUGAUAAGAACAAACUGACAGAGCACUUCAUCAUGGCUUUACCCAUGCUGUUGUCCAAGUACCAGGCAGACUCGGAGAAGGUAGCCAACCUGCUGCAAAUCCCCCAGUACUUUGACCUGGACGUGUACAGCGCUGGGCGCAUGGAGAAGCACUUGGACGCCUUAUUAAAGCAGAUCCGUCUGGUUGUGGAGAAGCACAUAGAGGCCGAUGUGCUUGAGGCCUGCAGCAAGACAUAUAGCAUCCUCUGCUCUGAAGAGUACACCAUCAUGAACCGUGUGGACAUUGCCCGAUCACAGCUUAUUGACGAGAUGACCGAUCGUUUUGCACACUCGGUCGAAGAGCUGCUGCAAGAGGCUGAGGAGGCAGACGAUGACGACAUCUACAAUGUGUUAUCUACACUCAAGCGACUCACAGCCUUCCACAAUGCCCAUGAUUUGACACGAUGGGAUUUGUUUGGGAAUUGCUACCGGCUGCUGAAAGCGGGCAUCGAGCAGGGCUCCAUGCCAGAGCAGAUAGCUGUCCAAGCCCUGCAGUGCUCCCACUACUCCAUCCUGUGGCAGCUGGUCAAGAUCACAGAGGGGGUUCCCAGCAAGGAUGACCUGGUGGCUCUCAGGAGAGUGGUCAAGUCUUUCCUGGCAGUGUGUCAGCAGUGCCUGUCCAAUGUCAACACACCGGUUAAAGAGCAGGCAUUCAUGCUUCUCUGUGACCUGUUGAUGAUCUUCAGUCACCAGCUGAUUUCUGGUGGCAGAGAGGGCCUCCAGCCCCUUGUGUUCAACCCAGACAGCACCCUGCAAAAUGAGCUGCUAAACUUCGUCUUAGACCACGUCUUCAUCGACCAGGAUGAUGAGAGCCAGAGCAUGGAGGGAGAUGAGGAGGAUGAAGCCAACAAGAUCGAGGCUCUCCAUAAGAGGAGAAACCUGCUUGCAGCUUUCUGUAAACUCAUCAUCUACGACAUUGUAGACAUGCCUGCUGCUGCUGACAUCUAACACUAUAUGAAGUAUUAUAAUGACUAUGGGGACAUCAUCAAGGAGACUCUCAGUAAAACCAGACAGACGGACAAAAUCCUCUGUGCCAAGACACUCAUCCUCAGUCUGCAGCAGCUGUUCAAUGAGCUGCUGCAGGAUCAGGGUCCCAACCUGGACCGAACGUCUUCUCACGUGAGCGGCAUUAAGGAGCUCGCCCGGCGCUUUGCCCUCACCUUUGGCCUGGAUCAGAUCAAGACGAGAGAGGCUGUCGCCACGCUACACAAGGAUGGAAUAGAGUUUGCAUUUAAGUACCAGAAUCCUCGAGGACCAGAGUUUCCUCCUAUAAACUUGGCCUUCCUGGAAGUCCUGAGUGAAUUCUCCUCGAAAUUAAUCCGCCAGGACAAAAAGACAGUCCACUCGUACCUGGAGAAGUUCAUGUCAGAGUCGAUGUCAGAGCGUCGGGAGGACGUGUGGCUGCCGCUGAUUUCCUACAGAAACAGCCUGUUGACAGGAGGAGACGAGGACCACAUGUCUGUUACGUCAGGCUCAAGCAGCAAGACCGGCUCAGUCCGCAGCAAGAAGGGUCGACCGCCACUCCACAAGAAACGUAUUGAGGAGGAGAGUAGUGUAGAGGGCUCGUGGAUGAUGCGCAAUGAUACCCUACAGACACCCGGGGCACUUCAGACUCCUCAGCUCACCUCAACAGUCCUCAGAGAGAACAGACCAGCAGAGCACAUGCCUGACCCAGACUCAGAGCCAGGAUCAGAGAAUGAUUACGUACACAAUCCUCAGAUGCAGAUGCCAUGGCUCGGCCAGCAGAAGAUAGAAGAGGUGAAUAGGAAGGACCGAACAGGCAUGAACUACAUCAAGUCUCGCAGCAAUCAGGGUGUCCGGCAGACUGUGCGUGGGCUGAUGGAGGAUGACGCAGAGCCGAUCUUUGAAGAUGUGAUGAUGUCAUCGCGGGGCCAGCUGGAGGACAUGAACGAGGAGUUUGAAGACACCAUGGUGAUCGACCUGCCACCUUCAAGGAACAGACGUGAAAGAGCGGAAUUAAGACCGGACUUCUUUGACUCUGCAGCGAUGAUUGAAGACGAGUCGGGAUUCAGCAUGCCCAUGUUCUGAUCUGGAAACUGGAAAAGAUCCUAAGAUCAGGAUGCUAAUCAAGAGUAAACGGAAGAGGAAGGUUUAGCCCAGAUCACCUGCCAAUCAAGACUCGUAAGAUGAAGAAAAAAAAUCAUUUUUGAAGUACUUUUCUUUCUCUGUAAGACAUGAUGGAAGGAUGCUUUUCAAGAGGAUCUUCUGAAACUGCAGGAUCUCACCUGGAGGCGAGGAUCCGCCCUCUUCAGUCAGGCGGAUCGGAGGAUCCACAGUGUAGUCUGAACUAUUCAAGAGCCUUGUCCUGCUUGUAUUCUUCCUCCUCUUCCUCUUCAGCCUGUUGGUUUAGCACUUGUUAGCAGUACCUCUGAUGGCGCUCUGGCUGCAUAAUCCUGCAGCCGGCCGACGAGUACUCUCAGUUUUUACAGCCCUCCCCCCUCGCCUCCCCCCCGUUACACACAUGUACAGUUGUUUGCUUCGGCUCCCAGUCUGCAGCGUAACACUCUGUACUGCCCCCACCCCCCUCUUUUGGUGUUGCACUUCACCCCAUCUUAAAUCCAACUAAAUGUUCUAUAUCUUUGCUCUUAAUACCACCCACUGCCCCGUCUCCUCUCUCUGCCAUCUCUGAGUCGUUGUAUGUGUUGGUGCUGGUGCGUGAUAUGCGUGUGAAGUGUUGGUGGUGACCUCGGUUAGGCAGUGGAAUGUGCACACAGAGGUCAACAGCUGUACACCGACCUGUAGGACGUGAUGUAGCUGCCGUGUGUGCAUGUGGUGUCAAAGCAAAGAGAGAGCGGUGUUAUUUAACAGUGAAGAUGCACAUCUGACCGAGUACGGAGAGAAUCCACACCUCCUCAAAUCUUCUGCACACACAACCCUCCAACCCCUAAAUAACGGCUUUUUGAACUAAUUAAAAAAAAAGUUUAAAAAAAAAAGACAGUAAACAUAUUUUCAAUUCUGUAGCUUUAGUACUAAAGUUUUAAAUCAAGUGUGUUUUUGUUUUUGUCUGAUGUUUGUACAGCUUUUUCUUGAAUAUGUACCUUGUUUGUUGCCAAAUUGUGGCCUACAUACUAAAAAGUAUAUUCUAGCCCCUCCCCUCCACACCUGUAAGUCAUAUCCAACAGAUACCGAUGAUACCAGCUUCCACGCGCUGUAGGUCUGAUUGCAAUCGUUUCGCAGUUCAGUAUUACGACAGGUUAUCUCUUCAGUUUGUUCAUUUUACAGGUGAAAACAUUUUGCUACCUGCAGUCAGUGUUAACAGAUUCAGAAGAUGGAAGAUUUGUUGUUCAUAUCCAGUGCAGUGAUGGAUCUUUAUGUGUGACAGAUUUGUUUGAAUGUGUUUUGAAUGUGUUCAGCCAUGCCUCCCCCCCCCCCCAGUUCAAUAUUUACAACCUUUAUUCACUGGCUGGUUUGCAGUCCUGUAAAAAUCAAAGACAAUUGGAUCUUUUCUGCAGUGCAGUUGACAUCAUUUGCCCCAAAAUACUGUAAAAGCCUGUUUGUUUUGUUUUUUUCUGUGAACCUAAAUUCUUUUUAAUAAAAUAAAAUCUGUAAUCAA